This is a messenger RNA of Cimex lectularius (bed bug), 842 nucleotides long. RefSeq lists its product as uncharacterized. The record is from RefSeq and is a predicted model, not a curated record. Lineage: Eukaryota; Metazoa; Arthropoda; Insecta; Hemiptera; Cimicidae. Bases 114 to 758 code for a protein of 214 amino acids. The transcript is spliced from 6 exons.
UUCUAAUAGAAUAUUUAUAAUGGCUCAUUUCCCUUCUGUUCACCGUCAGUGGGCCAAAUUUGGCCGUUUUGUACCGGUUUAAAUCGAAUUUCCUCCCGAUCCUUCAAGCCGCCAUGGACUGUUUCGUGACUACUUUCGACUCGAAAAAACUGUCGGAAAUGGUCGCCGGGCUUCAGGCCCUCUCGAGGCGAGAGACCAAAAAAGGCAAAUAUUUGAAAAGGGUUUGCGACAUGCAGAGGCGUAUCAACUUGCUAAAAGCCAGGCCACUGGUGCCCGAGGAGUUAAUCAUCGACUGCCUUGCAGACAUCAUCCAAAAGGACCUGGAGAAAUCCAGUGUACAGUUGAAAACGGAGAAGUUCCAUUUUUCAUUCAACCCUCCCUCACUUUCCCCUGUCACUGACAAUUCCAAUACACCAAAAAUCACACAAAGGAGCCGACUGUUCUACCACAGCCAAGUUUUAAGGCUAGAAGAAUCCUUAAAGAAAUUUAUUAAAAAAAUCGACGGGAACCCCGAAGAGUUCGGAAGCUGCAUCUUUGGCGCGUUCGUCGCCGUUUUCGAACGCCAAUCCCAGUGCCGGUCGGAAAUUCAGGAGGCACUACGUAACAAAAAGGUAGUCGUCGAAUAUAUCGGUAGCCCCUCCCCCGUGCAGAUCAACCCCAGGAGUGUUCUCAAAACGAACCAAUCGGGAAUGUCGUCGAAUACCUGGAGGAUGGACCACAAUUACGGAAAAUCGCCAGUGAGGGAUCAACAACACUAAAAACCAAACAAUCUUAACCAUCUAGUCAUUUUUUCUGUUAAGUUUAUAAUAUUUUUUCUUUUAAUUUUUCAUUGAGUAUAAUAA